This is a messenger RNA of Camelina sativa (false flax), 2616 nucleotides long. Its product is annotated as toMV susceptible protein tm-1(GCR26). The record is from RefSeq and is a predicted model, not a curated record. Gene Ontology annotation, molecular function: catalytic activity. Lineage: Eukaryota; Viridiplantae; Streptophyta; Magnoliopsida; Brassicales; Brassicaceae.
UCACCAACCGACAGAGACAAAUUAUUGAGCUUCAAAAUUCAAAAGUCAAAAAUUAGAGAUAUCAAUCACUAACGUAACUAGUCGAGUGUUUGUUUUUGGAUCUGGAGGAUUUUGAUCUGUGGAAACGAAGAUGGCGGCAAACGAAACUAGUUAUCGAGUGUAUUGUGUAGGAACCGUCGAUACCAAGCUUGAUGAGCUACGAUUCCUUGCUGGAUCAGUGCGUUCAAAUAUCGGCGCAUUCUCAAACAACUCAUCUUCCAAGGUUGAGGUUGUGAUUGUGGAUGUUUCGGCGGGUACUGAUCAUAAGCAGAUCGAGAAUGUAGCUGAAUUUGCAUUUGUAACAAGAGAACAACUUCUCUCAUGUUAUUCUGGAUCGAACCAGGAGACAAAACCUCUGAAACUUCCCGAUGAUAGAGGCGAGGCUGUUGGUAUCAUGAGCAAAUGCCUUGAGAGUUUUCUUAGGCAAGCGGUUGAGGAAAAUUCCCUUGCUGGGGUUAUAGGUCUUGGCGGAAGUGGAGGAACCUCGCUGAUAUCCUCAGCCUUUAGGUCUCUCCCCAUUGGGAUUCCCAAGGUCAUUGUAUCCACUGUGGCUAGUGGUCAAACCGAGCCUUAUGUUGGGACCUCAGAUUUGGUUUUAUUUCCUUCUGUGGUAGAUGUAUGUGGUAUCAACAGUGUUAGCAGGUUAGUAUUUUCAAACGCUGGGGCUUCUUUUGCGGGUAUGGUACUCGGGAGGCUUGAGAUGUUUAGAAGCUCCUCAAGUGAGAACGGGAAAUGUACUGUGGGUAUAACCAUGUUCGGUGUGACAACUUCAUGUGUAAAUGCAGUCCAGGAUAGAUUAACUAGAGAAGGUUAUGAGACACUUGUCUUUCAUGCCACCGGUGUUGGCGGCAGAGCCAUGGAAUCUUUGGUUAAAGAAGGGCUUAUACAGGGAGUAAUGGAUAUUACAACAACCGAGGUUGCAGACCAUGUAGUUGGAGGUGUGAUGGCAUGCGAUAGUUCCCGUUUUGAUAUCACCAUAGAAAAAGGAAUACCGUUGGUUUUAAGUGUAGGAGCCUUAGAUAUGGUCAACUUUGGUGGUAAAGAUACUAUUCCUUCACAAUUCCAAACAAGAAAGAUUCAUGUUCACAAUGAACAGGUUUCGCUCAUUCGAACAACAGCAGAAGAGAAUAAAGUAUUUGCAAGGUUUAUUGCAGAUAAACUGAACAAAUCAACAUCAAAUGUUAGGGUUUGUCUCCCAGAGAAAGGUGUCUCUGCACUGGAUGCGCCAGGGAAACCUUUCUGUGAUCCGGAAGCAACUGGUGCGCUCAUAAAUGAACUGCAGAAGCUCAUUCAAACAAAGGAAGAGAGACAGGUCAAUGUUUAUCCACAUCACAUCAAUGACCCUGAGUUUGCAGAUGCAUUGGUUGCUUCAUUUCUUGAGAUUUGUCCUAAAACCUACUCACAAAUCAAACCCUCUGAAACGGCUUCGACUAAAACUAGUACUGGAGAGCAUGAUGAUGGACACAUAUCUAAGACGGGGUUGAGGCCUGAAAGGAUUCCAUACAGUCCUACAGAUUUCCCCAAUGCAAAACCAGAAACCUUGGAACGAACUCAGACCAUUUUGGGACGUUUGAGAGAUCAAAUUGAGAAGGGAAUACCAAUAAUCGGGGGAGGUGCUGGUACGGGAAUAUCUGCAAAGUUUGAGGAAGCUGGUGGGAUUGACUUGAUAGUGAUAUACAACUCUGGACGUUUUCGGAUGGCUGGAAGAGGAUCCUUAGCAGGCUUGCUUCCAUUUGCUGAUGCCAAUGCAGUCGUGCUUGAAAUGGCGAAUGAAGUUUUACCCGUAGUGAAGUCGGUGCCUGUUCUUGCUGGGGUGUGCGCAACAGAUCCAUUUCGACGUAUGGUCUAUUUUCUGAAGCAGUUGGAGUCCAUUGGGUUCGUUGGUGUCCAGAACUUUCCAACUGUAGGUCUCUUUGAUGGUAAUUUUAGACAAAAUCUUGAGGAGACUGGAAUGGGAUAUGGCCUAGAAGUUCAAAUGAUCUCAGAAGCGCAUAAGAUGGGGCUAUUGACCACUCCAUAUGCUUUCAACCCCAAAGAAGGAGAAGAAAUGGCGAAAGCGGGAGCUGAUAUAAUAGUAGCACACAUGGGUCUAACGACAUCUGGAAAUAUUGGGGCGAAAACCGCAGUGUCAAUGGAAGAAAGCGUUGUUCGUGUACAAGCUAUUGCAGAUGCUGCUCGUAGAUUCAACCCAGACAUCAUCGUCCUCUGUCAUGGAGGUCCAAUAUCGGGUCCAGAAGAGGCAGAGUUUGUGUUGAAGAGAACACAGGGUUGUGUCCAUGGCUUCUAUGGAGCAUCAAGCAUGGAAAGGCUACCUGUAGAACAAGCUAUAACAAGCACUGUUCAAAAAUACAAAUCCAUAGCGAUGAAGUGAAGUGAAGUAUAGCUCAAUUACAGACCUUUUCCUUUUGGUGCUUCUUGUAUAUUUGCACGUUUGUGGUGUGGCAGAUGUUUCCGUUUAGUGCAUGGCUUUCUAUUAUGGUUUGGUUUCUUCUCCUCAUGACUGCAGCAUCUCUUUUCUUUGGUUGCCUACUUGAUGUUUUCUUAUCUUACUUAAUAAAGAUCAAUAGGUUUGUUUGA